Messenger RNA from Dermacentor albipictus, 2707 nucleotides. RefSeq names its product G2/mitotic-specific cyclin-B2-like. Gene Ontology annotation, cellular component: cytoplasm; nucleus; cyclin-dependent protein kinase holoenzyme complex. NCBI's taxonomy places the organism in Eukaryota, Metazoa, Arthropoda, Arachnida, Ixodida, Ixodidae. Gene Ontology annotation, molecular function: cyclin-dependent protein serine/threonine kinase regulator activity. The record is from RefSeq and is a predicted model, not a curated record. Gene Ontology annotation, biological process: mitotic cell cycle phase transition; regulation of cyclin-dependent protein serine/threonine kinase activity.
UAUCCGCAAAGGCAAAGCCGUGCCCCAACCGUAACGGCUCUAUGCUAACGGUAACGGGACUAUUUUUUUAAAAUCAUUUGUUUUACACGACUGACGAUUGGCUGGAUAGGAUCGCGUCGCGUGGCGCGUGGAGCUCUGCGCUGUUGGCGCUUCGGUUCGAACAGCGGAGACGAGCCUAGAGGUGAUUAACUGCGCAGCUGGUGCACUCCAUGUGCUUGGUGGAACGUUGCUGUCAGCUCCUGCAACAUUGCUUGUGCUCUCGGGGACAGCACUGCUGACAACACCAUUGAGCCUGACCUUCACUGAAAAUUUCAAGCGCUAUUGGCGAGACUCAUAGCAGAUUUGAUGGAGAAGCCAAUCAAGGAGGCCUCGCAGCAACCAACACUGCCCCAUCCCAACAGACUCCCAGCUCCAAAGGUGUCGGCUUAUGAGGUCUCUGAGCUGGUGUUAGAAAAGCGAUUGCGCUUCCCAAUAAAUUUUCUUUUCUGGGCCAAGGACCUCGUUUUCUACCUCAACAGCCAGCUAGAAGGGGCACCUGCUGCUGAGUCACAGCCCCCAUUUGAAGGACGACCAGCUGGGUUCCCCCUUAAUGAGCUGGCUGCAAAGGUACGACGCCAACUGGAGGACAUUAUAGGGGGAACUAAUGACGAGGCUCGCUCCCACCUCUGGGACCACUGCCUAAAUGGUGCCCUGCAGGCACUGGCGGCCCCCUCUGGUGGCCAAAAUACCGGCAGUUGCAAUGUAGUUGGCUACAUGGUCUGUCUGCAGCUGCUCGCUUCGAGACACCCACACAUAGUCACGAAUGCCUUGCCGAAGCUGCGGAACCUGCGAUCACAACAUGAGGGACGUCCCAUGGCAUGCCUGGCCCUGCUGUGGGCUGCCUCCCAGGCAGGACUGUCCAGCCUUAGUGCAGGACUGGCCGUGUGGCUGGAACUGCUGAUGCCUGUGGUGGGGAAGCGGGCGUACGCCCCGCAUGUCAUCGACAUCUUGUCGGAGCUGCUCUCUCGCCACCCUGCUUCAAAGAAUGGCGAUGAAAACGCUGGCCGUGCCUGUAACCUUGGCGUGCGAUCUCUGUUCCCAUUGCUGGAUGCGGUGUACGGCGUUGGGGGCCGCCUGCCGCUAUCGCCGGAGCGAGAGCGUGCUCUGCGGGACCAGUUGUAUCCGCGGAUACGUGAUCUGUGUUAUGCGGCUGAUCCUAGCCGCAGUGCUUACUUCCCUUCGUACCUGCGUCGACUCGGUAGUGGCUCGGCUCAGCUCAAUGCUGAGCUCCUGACCAGUCUGGAGGAGUGCCUCUGCCGGGACCCCGAGUGCCUAUCGGUGUGGCGGCAGCUCUUUGAGCGCCACGCGCCUCAGUCCAUGCUGCUGGUGCAGCACCUGGAGACAAAGGAUGCCUGGCGCCGCUUGCCUUGCCUGACACAGCGUCCUCCGCAGGCCACCCUGAUCUCCUGGCGCUCUACCACACCGACAUCGGAGGGUGCCCUCAGGGACGCCCUCACCCAGUGCCAGAGCACGGCCAGCAAGCUAGAGGAUCUGGCCACCCUGUACCAGAGCCUGCAGAAGGCUGCCAUCUCUGCAGAGCAGAAUCCAGUUGCCGAGAGACAGGCAUUCGCCGUCCAGCUGCUACAUGGGGUGCCUGACUUCGAAGAAGGGGACUUCGAGGACCCUACCAUGGGUGUCCCGUAUGCACAGGAGAUCUUCGACUACCUGGCAUACCUUGAGGAAAGGUGGCCUAUAAAGACGGGAUUUCUCCAGGUGCAGCCAACAGUGACUCCCGAGAUGAGGUCCACCCUCAUCAACUGGUUGAUGCAAGUACACUGGCACUACCGCCUGUACCACGAGAUUCUCUUCCUUGCAGUGUCACUCAUUGACAGAGUUUUGCAGGAAAAGCGUGUGAGCCGUCGCAAGCUUCAGUUGCUCGGCGUGUCAGCCAUUUUUCUUGCCAGCAAGCUGGAGAUGACGUGGCCGCCCGCAGUUGACGACUUGAUCGCUACCACCGGCAAUGCGUACGAGAGAGAAGAAGUGUUGUCAAUGGAGCGGCAAAUCCUUUGUACGCUCGACUGGUCCCUGGGGCGACCCUCGCCCCUGCAGUUCCUGCGCCGAAGCUGUCAGAAAGCACAGGCUAACUUUGUGGAGCACAACCUGGCCAAUUUUGUGCUGGAGCUGUGCCUGCUGGACUACCGCAUGGCAUGGGUGCCACCCUCGAAGCAGGCUGCUGCGGCCCUCUGCCUCUCACUGCGAUUGUUCGACAAGGAGGGCGAGAACAGCUGGGGUGCCCUGAUGGCCCACUACGGGCGCUACACGGAAGAGGCCCUGCAGCCCACCAUCAAGCGCAUGGCGGAACUUCUCCUCGAUGCACCAGAAAGCAUCCACAAGGCGCCGUACAAGAAGUACAAGCACACGCGGCUGGGACGUGUGAGCGGAGUGACAGUGACCCAGGCUGCCAAACUCCGUCUGAUGGCCGGCCGGUCCUGCGGAAAUGCAGAAGAUUUCAGUUUAAGCAGUCUUUUUCAGCGAAUACUUUUUUUUUUCUACAGCUUUGCAUGGAGAUCGCCUGUGCAGGAAAUGGCAGAGCCCGCGAAAUCACACUGAGCCACUGUAUGCUAGUACUACCACAUGGAUCUUUCUGCCACUGAUUAUCCCUCUUGCACACUUCUUUUUUUCACCUGACUGCAUCAAAAAUAUGGACAUUAAAGUACAGUCUAGUGCA